AUGGAUGAGGUGGAGUGGACGCAAAGACAACCCAAGGCUGAGGACCUAAGGGUUGGACUCAUUAGCUGGGCAGGAAAUUACCUAACUUUUGAGACAUACAAGGGUACAGUCACUGCUACUGCAAAGGGUUUGGGCCGGAGACAGACUUGGGAGGUCCUGGUGAGCAGUGAGCACGAGACCCAGGCUAUAGUACGACUCAGGAGCUUUCAGGGUCUCUACCUUCUGUGCGAGGCAAAUGGCUGUCUCUGCUACGGCCGGCCAAAGACCAGCCACCAUGGCUGCUUCCUGCUCCGUUUCCACCGCAAUGGUAAAUGGACCCUUCAGUGCAUCAUCAGUGGCCGUUAUCUGGAGUCUGAUGGCGAGGACGUGUUCUGCACCUCUCGUGUCCUGUCAGCUUACCACAUGUGGACGCCCCGACCGGCCCUGCAUGUCCACGUGAUCCUCUACAGCCCCCUCACCCGCUGCUAUGUGCGGGCUGACCCCACUGUAGGCCGCGUCUGGGUGGACGCGCCAGUCCCCUGCCUGGAGGAAUGUGGCUUCCUGUUGCAUUUCCAAGAUGGAUGCUACCACCUGGAGACCUCAACACACUGCUUUGUGUCUCACAUAGACCGGCUGGUCUCCCAGCCCUCAUCACAGACAGCUUUUCACAUGCAAGUACGGCCUGGAGGGCUCGUGGCGCUGAGUGAUGGAGAAGGAGGCAUGCUGUACCCCCAGGGGGCUCGUCUGCUCCUAGGCCUGGGCUCCAAUCCCCGAAGGGGUGAGGAGUGGUUCAUCCUCAGACAUUGUCCUACCUGGGUCAGCCUCAAGUCAAAGACUCGCAAGUUCCUCUCUGUUGUUUACGAUGUUGAGGUAUAUGCUGCCUCUGAGCACUUAACCCCGAUGUCCAUGUUCCAGUUUGAAUGUGACAGUGAGACCCCCACCUUGCAGCUUCGUUCAACAAAUGGCUGCUACCUAGCCCAGAGGCACCAUAGGACUGUGAUGGCAGAUGGUCACCCACUGGAGUCUGACACCUUCUUCCGUGUGCACUGGAAUUGUGGCAAGCUCAUCCUGCAGUCCCCCAAUGGCCGGUUCCUGGGGAUCACAGCUGGGGGUCUGCUGAUGGCCAACGCCAGCAUUCCAGGCCCCACUGAAGAAUUUGGGGUUCGGUUCACCAACCGCCCUUUCAUUGCCUUGCGUGGUCGGUAUGGAUAUGUGGGCACCUCGUCGGAGCAUGACCUCCUGCAGUGUAACAUGGACCACCCCGACUGCAUCCACCUGCUGCCCUGCCGCCAGGGCAUCUACCACUUCCAGGCACAGGGUGGAUCCUUCUGGUCAAUAACAUCCUUUGGCACCUUCCGUCCUUGGGGAAAGUUCGCCCUCAACUUUUGUAUAGAGCUUCAGGGGAGCAACUUGCUCACAGUACUCGCACCCAAUGGCUUCUACCUGCGAUCAGACCGAAGCGGCACGCUGUUGGCAGACAGCCAAGACAUUACCAAAGAGUGUAUUUGGGAGUUUUAG
Messenger RNA from Condylura cristata (star-nosed mole), 1497 nucleotides. RefSeq names its product fascin actin-bundling protein 3, testicular (gene FSCN3). The record is from RefSeq and is a predicted model, not a curated record. NCBI's taxonomy places the organism in Eukaryota, Metazoa, Chordata, Mammalia, Eulipotyphla, Talpidae. Gene Ontology annotation, molecular function: protein-macromolecule adaptor activity; actin filament binding. Bases 1 to 1497 code for a protein of 498 amino acids. The transcript is spliced from 6 exons. Gene Ontology annotation, cellular component: microvillus; lamellipodium; filopodium. Gene Ontology annotation, biological process: actin filament bundle assembly; establishment or maintenance of cell polarity; cell migration.